AAAAUCUAUUUUACUGUGACUAAAACCCUCAUCACCAUUUAAAAUCUGGAUAUUAAAUGUUAUUUAUCUCCAAUAGCCUGAUAAAUCAAAAAAAUCCAUUUCUUCAAUGAGUAUAAAAUUUAUAUUGUAUUGUUUGAACCAAAGUGGACCAAAAAAUGAUUGUCAAAGAUUUUCUAAUCUCAAUUUGUAUCUUCUACACAACUGAGGUUUCUGCCGAAAAUUAUGACCGAUAUCCAAAUUUAGAAGAUUUUCCAAAAGUAAAUAUCAAUCAAACACUAGUAUAUCUGCAAGAAGAUCCAAUUUUUUUUACUCGUUUAUUCUCGGAUGUGUUCAGAAACAUUGAGCCCUUCGUUAGAGGUCUAAUGGGCUAUAAUAGAUUGAAAAUUGGUGAACUGGUCAAUGAAACACUACACAGUAUUGUAAAUAUAACAAAUGGUACUUCAUUGAAUAGGAGAAGAAGCCGAUGCAUUGAUGAGAAUAAAAAAAUUCUACUCCUCGUUUAUCAGAGUGCUGUAUCCGAUUGGCAGUGUAUGAAAAUCCACGUGGUGAAGUUUUUUGACAUAAUUGUGGCUCUUUGGCAAACGCUUUUCAGUUUUACCAUCAUACAUGAUACAGAGUGCUGGUUUCUACCUUUCUGUGUGCUCACCAAAGGUUUCGAUGCUGCAAAACUCUCUGCCGAGAUGGUGGCGCAUGGUGCUUCUAUAAUAAAGUUUGGUGCUGAUUUUGUGCUGCAUACAAGGUUUUGUCAAAAAAAUAUUUCCCCUUUCGUGAAAAUUUCUACAGUGAUCCUAGAGAACAUCAAAAUUUGUACUGUUAUUCCAUAAGAAUGCUUUCCUAAUAAGCAUGGAGAAAGUGACAAAAUUGGUCUGUACAUGCACUUAAAUAUUUUCGAUCCAUAACCUGAAACUCAAAUAUGCUAAAUCAAAUUAACUAAAUUGCAUGAAAAAACAAAUAAAACAAUUUUUUGGAUGCUUGCCUUUUU
This is a messenger RNA of Harmonia axyridis, 982 nucleotides long. RefSeq lists its product as uncharacterized. The transcript is spliced from 2 exons. Lineage: Eukaryota; Metazoa; Arthropoda; Insecta; Coleoptera; Coccinellidae. The coding region runs from base 156 to 824 and encodes 222 amino acids. The record is from RefSeq and is a predicted model, not a curated record.